UAGAAUGAAACUUGUCAGUUAACAGGAUUUAAAUUCCAGAUUAGUAGAGUUUUUAAUUUGUAAAUUUUAUUCGGCCAUUCGUAUUUGGCAGCUAUGGCGCUCAGUGCUUACUUUCGUGAGAGCAUUAAAGUGGGUCUUAUAAUGGGAGGCGGUGACAUGAUAGCACAGUUUGGAAUUGAAAAGAAAUCUUUUAAUGAGUGGAAUUAUGCCAGAACAGCCCGUUUUGGUGCCUUGGGCUUGGUGGUGGUUGGACCAGCGCUUCGCAAAUGGUACAUGACUUUGGACGGGAUGGUGGCUAAGAAACAGCCGACGCUACAGCGUGGAUUCAAGAAAAUGUUUAUUGACCAGACAUUAUUUGCGCCGCCAUUUACUUUAGCCCUGUCAUUCAUCAUACCAUAUAUGAAUGGCGAUGAGACUGAUAAAAUAAUCAGUCGCAUCAAGGAGGAUUAUUUCACAAUAAUGAAAGGUGGCUAUAUGCUUUGGCCAUUGGCGCAGAUCGUUAACUUUACUUUGGUGCCUCUGCAAUACCAGGUGCUAUAUGUUCAGAUUAUUGCACUUGCUUGGAAUUCUUUCCUAUCAAUGAUGCUGAACAAGUCCUCUUAGGGAAUUCUCGAAAUACAAUACAAAUUAAACUACAACUAUU
Molecule: messenger RNA, 643 nt
Organism: Drosophila busckii
Lineage: Eukaryota; Metazoa; Arthropoda; Insecta; Diptera; Drosophilidae
Gene: Mpv17
Product: mpv17-like protein
Exons: 1
Coding region: 94-603 (169 amino acids)
Cellular component (GO): cytoplasm; membrane
Source: RefSeq, a predicted model, not a curated record